GGAAUGACACAUACUGUUAUAAGAACAGGGCAGAUAUCAAGGAGCCAUGCUGAGACCAGUGCAAGUGUACAAACCGCACUGAAACGCUAAGGAGAAGGAGAUCUCAAAGUUGGAAAAUCUUGUUGUUACACUCUUUGAAGAAACUUUUUUACGUUCUAAAGUCUAAUGGCCACAUCUAUUUUGUGUUGCAAAACCCAGAGAAGGAUGCUGUAAACAAGCUCAAAAUCCAUGAUCCUUGACUUGCUACAGUAAGUAACAGUAGCAGAAAGGAGACUGCGUUCUGCUGUUAGCGAAAUACAGAAGAAAUGGUCUUCUACCAUGAUCAGCUUCAGGAUGUCCAUUCUUAAAGUCUUGCUUUUCAUUUUGUUCAUGGCCAGCAAUUCACUGAGCAAACAAGAAGCUUUAGAAGCCAACUGUACUGGGGUUGAGGACUUUGGAGCUUGCCUGGGUAAUACAGAAAGCUUCUGUCCUACCAAUAUUUCUUGUCAAUGUAAAAAUGAAAAACCUUUUUGCAGAUGUGAUUACUUCAGAGUGGACUGGAAGGAAUAUUGGUACAUGGGUCCCAAAUGUAACCACCUUUGGAACACUUUAGAUUUUAUUUUAGUAGCUGUUCUUCCUGCAGUAGCACUGGUUAUCAUACUUGUUGCAAUAUUUAGCUGUGUCUACUACUGUAAAAGUGAAAAAGCUGGGAACCCGACAAUUCCUCCAUACCGUGAAGCACGACAUAACCCUGCAUUUACUGCUGAAACGGCUGAUAGCCUGGGGCAUGGUUAUGAGCAGUCGCCAAGGGGGGUCUGGGCUGGACAAAUUCCAAAACCUGUACUGAGAAGAGAAGAUUUUGGUGAUGUCCCAACCCCAAGUCAGUUAGGGAAUUACAGUCCCGUGCAUCCUCGGCCAUUCCGGAACCCAGAUCCUGCAACAGACCGUUUUCCUAAUCAGUAUGAGAAAUUUGGCUCUCCAAGCAAUAAUUUUUCUUAUGCAGGUUAUGCAGAGAGGAGACAGUACCGGCAAUAUUAAGUACCAGUGCUUCCUGUAGCUGAAAUGUCCUGGAAUGCUGCGUGAUCAAUGAACGAUCCAAAUGCUGAGAGAACAGUAAGACAUUGUAGGCUGAAACAUAGAGGAAAUAGCCGUAACUAUUAGAAAGUGCUAAAUGUUAUUGCAAAGAAAAGCUAUAGAAGAUAAUUAUAAAACAAAACAUGAUACUAGCAUCCAAUUCGUUUACAGUGUAAUUGAUGACAACUUUUUGUGAAUACCUGAUUUUACAGUUUACAUAGCUGCUUCUAAGUAUUGCUUAAAUUGAUGCACAUCUGUUGGGAAACAGGGUUCUUUUGUGAUUAACCAUGUGUCUUGUAUCUAAAUAACAAGCAGUACCUAUCACAAAAAGCUGCCCUUCCUCAGAAGAAACUCAUGAGAAAGGAACAAGUCUUCUCAAAUUUCAGCAUAAGAAAUGACAAAUAAGAACACUAAUCAUUAUUCUUCCCUGUUUGCUUCCUAGAGUGGUUUAAAUCCAUAUCAACGGGAAAGAAGGGCAAGGGGUUGCAUUUUUUUCAUAUUUCUCAGGAAGGCUUGUCAAAGACAACUUUUGCCAGGUCGUUUUUGCUUCUUGGUGUCCAUUUGAUUCACCCAUUUAUGUGUGGUGUUUGCUCCACUCCGUGUCACAAUGUCCCUCCACAUGCUGGUGAGGAAUGGUUCCGAAUCUAAUGCUGUUAGCAGGACCAUGAAUUUCUCUUAACUGUAAUUAGGAAGAUUCUUCAGGGCAUUGUAGCACAUAGAGCCUGUUGUGCCCUGACUGACAUUGCUUUGGUUUUCCCCUUAAAAAGCCAAUAUUUAAAGAAAGAAAACAACAAAUUACAUACAAUUUUGAACUGUGUAGGAAGAAUCUGUAUUCUUGUUACACCGAUUACCUGCAGAAUUAGGUAGAAGGGAAGGCUCUGUUCUCAGGCACAGCCACUUAGCCUCACUGACGCUGGCAGCACUGGACAAACAUAACCAAGGCACUCGGCCUCCCCCUAUCCGAAGAUGCAUCAUAUACUGAAGUAUUGACUAAUGUAGCAACCUCAGCUUUUGAGCCCCUCCCAUUGUCCCUUGUUUCUUUUUCAUUUUGUCUUCCUUUGUUGUCUUGUUGAUCCUAACAGCUGAAAUGGUUUGCCCUUAAAAAUGCAGUGGCUUUCUUUGUAACUUGUUUUGUAAAUAAUGACAAUAAAUGAAGCUAUGGAAAAUUGACUACCUUGCCACCAACUGAAAAAUUAACGAUACUCAAGUCCUGUAUAUAUUUUCAAAAAAGUCUCAAACACAUUAUUUUAACAUUUAUAUUAAAUUAUUCUUUUCCUUAGUAUUAGGUAAUAUGUGAAACUAUAAGACAAAACCAGAAUAUUAAGGUUUUUAGAAAGUUGAAAAGAUUGUCAUUUCUUUCAUAUAAAUAGGAAUGUUCUCCAUGCCUUUCCUGCAGCUUGGCACUUUCCAUGCUCUCCACAACCCUGUUAUUGCCCAGACUGUAUUGAGUUUCCUAUGCAAGUACAUUGGUAGAGAAGCCAGGAACCUAUUCCAACCUCUUCAUUUUGCUCCCUGUUCCUUGCAAGUAUUUAGUGGAUGGGUACAGCUUCCUGCUGGGGAAAAAAGGAAGGGUGGCUCCAAAGCUGGCAGCUUUUCUUGGCUCUAACUCAGCUGCCAUCCUAGCUGGUAUUCUCUAAUCUCCAACCACAAUGG
This is a messenger RNA of Chroicocephalus ridibundus (black-headed gull), 2706 nucleotides long. RefSeq lists its product as uncharacterized. The record is from RefSeq and is a predicted model, not a curated record. Bases 319 to 1017 code for a protein of 232 amino acids. Lineage: Eukaryota; Metazoa; Chordata; Aves; Charadriiformes; Laridae. The transcript has 9 exons.